AAGGACUUUUAAAUUUUAAUUCCAUAUAUACACCGAAUCUGAAUGACCAACGAUCAUAAAUCGGUGCCCCCAAAUCUGAUGGCAUCAUUCUAGCCCCAUACUUUAGAGAGAGAAAGGCACUCACUCUACACUGUUUAAAGAAGAUAGCCCUGCCUCAGCUUCACCACACCUCUCUCUCUAGCUUCUGCAAACUCCAAUGGGAGAGGAGGAGAAGAAACCCGCCGCUGAAGCGAAAAAACCUGCUGAAAGUAAAGAGGACCCGCCCAGCGCUGCCGCCGGAGAUGAGAAGAAGGUCGAGGCUCCGGCGGAAGAAUCCAAAGAGCCGCCGCCGCCUCCAGAGAUUGUGUUGAGAGUUUUCAUGCAUUGCGAAGGCUGCGCUCGGAAAGUCCGACGCUGCCUUAAAGAUUUCGAUGGAGUUGAAGAUGUGUUGACUGAUUGCAAGACCCAUAAGGUUGUAGUGAAAGGGGAAAAAGCAGAUCCACUGAAGGUGCUAGAGAGGGUGCAGAAGAAGAGCCACCGCCAGGUGGAGCUCCUAUCUCCCAUCCCCAAGCCACCGCCGGCAGAGGAGGAGCCUAAGAAGCCGCCGGAGGAGGUUGCUAAGCCGGAGGAGAAAAAGCCAGAGGUGAUUGCAGUCGUUUUGAAAGCUCACAUGCAUUGCGAGGCUUGUGCUGAAGCCAUCAAAAGGAAGAUUUUGAGAAUGAAAGGAGUGGAGAGUGUGGAACCUGACUUCAAGAGCUCGCAAGUCACGGUGAAUGGCGUUUUUGAUCCGGAGAGCUUAGUAGAGUAUGUGGUAAAGAAGACGGGCAAACGAGCGGUGGUGGUGAAGGUGGAGCCGAAGAAGGAAGAGAAGAAGACGGAGGAAGGCAAAGAGGAGAAAAAAGACGACGAGAAAAAAGCGGGAGACGAGAGUGGGGAAAAGGAGGGCGAAGAAGGGACGACGACCGACAACGCAGGGGAGAAGAAAGAGGAGGGUGAAGUUGUUCAUCAAGAAGACCCAAAGUUGGAACUGAGAAAGCAUGAGCUCUACUACUAUUACCCCGCUCAAAGCCAUUACCAAGUGAAUCCUCACCCUCACCAACAAAGGUUUGCCCAGGAGGUAUAUGGGUAUGGUUACCCAAAUAUGUUCAGUGAUGAGAACCCCAAUGCAUGUUCUGUAAUGUAAAUGAUGAUGAUGAUGUGGAAAGAAUGGCAUUUGAUCCUUUGGGGCCAUUUGGUCAUUGGCUGGUUGUGCCCUGCAUGUGGCCCUGUCUGGGUCAUUCAGUAGAAGUAGUUAAUGUAAUGUCUGCAACCAGUACUGUAGAAUUUUGUGAGUUUUUUUUUCUUCCUUUCUUUCUUGUCCUCCUUUUCUUUUCUUCAUUAUAAUAAUGUUAUAAUGGGUGCUCGGUGCUCCAUACCGGAAAUGGACAGAGAGGUAACGCAUUAUAGUACAUGGUACUACAGCAUAUGACUAGAUUAUGCCCCUCCAUUUUUGCAUAUUGUGUGUACUUGCAAAGUUGCAACUUGCUGACAUUCAACAAAACAUAAUGAGAGAGAGAGAGGGAGGGGGAGGGGACUAAAAGGGAAAAGUGACCUUACACCUCCAAUUAUUGACAAGUGCAUUCAAGGUCACUAACUAUUUAAAUCAUGAAUGAAUCGUACAAAAUGGGUCAUGGGUGGUAAUGACUAACUACCGAUCAGCCAGUAAUUGAGAAAGUUGUAAUUAUGCUUCCGUUUAAAACGUACCGAUGCCGUCCAUGGUUAGAGUGGGGCGUAGCCACGAGGGGCUAAGUCAGCUAUGGGCCCACUCAAAUUUACUGAAAACAAUGUAACCUUUGGUUAAAUCUUUUCUUUUCAGUUCAUUCCAUUAAGAUUGUAUCAUAUUAAAUUUGGUAAAAUCCGUUUGGUUUGAAA
Molecule: messenger RNA, 1890 nt
Organism: Cuscuta epithymum
Lineage: Eukaryota; Viridiplantae; Streptophyta; Magnoliopsida; Solanales; Convolvulaceae
Source: the annotation of a GenBank genome assembly